CGUCGCGAUUUUGCAGUUGAGAGAUUUAUCGCGCGAUAAUUUUGCAUCGCGAUUUGUUUCGCUUUCUCUCGGCAACGUCUUAUCUAAUUUUUCACGAGUGCGUCCUCACGCCGUCUCUCAAUAGCUGACGAUCGUGGCGUUCUCGCCUUAGGCUCGUUUUUGCGAGAUAUGUGAUGCUGCUGGCAGAGGCCUGAGUUUGAGCCUCGCCAUCUUUGUCUAUCAUCGUCGUCGUCGCCGUCACAAAAACAGUCACGAGAAGUGAGACCUCGAUGUUCGUCGACCGUCAUCGUGUUUUCGUCGCGUGAAAAUCGUGAGUUUUAUUUUCCAAAAUUGUAUCGCUCCGGUAUCAAAUUUGUGCAAAGAUCGAUUCUACGAUUUCACGCACAUCUCCGGUGUUCCGGUUCGAUCUACCAGAGAGACCGGUUUUUUCUUUGCCAAAGCCCUUCGCAGAAUUUUACGAGGGUAUCUUUGGGACGUCUCGAAAACCUUCUUGGAACAUUCGACAAUAUCCUUGAUCCGGUGGGAUGCUACAUUGAGCGAGACGGUGGCAACCUUGCAUGGACCAUUCGCAAGAGUGACUUUUUUAUAUCUCAAAAUACGUCCACGGGAAGAAAAGACCACCGCGCAAAUAUAUGGUGUGAAGUCGAUAGAGAUCUGGCAAAGUCCACCGUUACCGAUGGGUAGGACGGAUAUGUCAAAGACGCUCAACGCCUAUAGAAUUAAAAAGAUCGAGAACAUAGGCAGAAUGACGGCGAUGACGCAGGAGGAGAUUGUGGCCGGAGCACGAACGGUCGCUCAGGGCCUGGAGGCUUUGCGUGUCGAGCACGGUGGCUUGCUACAGGGUCUGCAGUCCCAGGACGCACCGGCCGCCCGAGACAAGGCCAGUCUGCUGUCCAAGAUCAUCGAGAUGAUCGAUCUGGGUCUGGGCGAGGCGCAAGUGAUGCAGGCGCUAGCGAGCCACCUGCAGAUGGUGGAAGCGGAGAAGCAAAAGCUGAGGACGCAGGUGAAAAGGCUGUGCCAAGAGAACGCUUGGCUCAGAGACGAGCUGGCCGGAACUCAGCAAAAGCUGCAAGCGAGUGAACAAGCUGUUGCUCAAUUGGAGGAAGAGAAGCGGCAUCUAGACUUUAUGGCCAGUAUGCGGCAAUAUGAUCCGGAUCCAUCGACAGAGGAUGAAAAUGCUAAGGAUCGACCGAAGGACGACCCAGUAGUGGAUCUCUUUCCCGAUGAUGACACGGAUGAUCGAAAUAGUAAAUCCAUAUCUCCGACUCCGCCGUCGCAGUUUGCGCAACAAGUGAACGCCGGCUACGAGAUACCGGCACGUUUGCGCACACUGCACAAUCUGGUGAUUCAAUAUGCGAGUCAAGGCCGCUACGAAGUGGCGGUCCCCCUGUGCAAACAAGCCUUAGAGGAUUUGGAAAAAACCUCCGGACACGAUCAUCCCGACGUAGCGACCAUGCUGAACAUUCUCGCUCUCGUAUAUCGAGAUCAAAACAAAUAUAAAGAAGCCGCGAAUCUUCUGAAUGACGCUCUAGCGAUCCGCGAAAAGACCUUAGGUGAGAAUCAUCCUGCAGUGGCGGCAACGCUGAACAAUCUAGCGGUGCUGUAUGGAAAACGAGGGAAGUACAAGGAGGCUGAACCUCUGUGCAAGCGAGCAUUGGAGAUCCGUGAGAAGGUGCUAGGUCGCGACCAUCCGGAUGUGGCAAAGCAACUCAAUAAUUUAGCGCUACUGUGUCAGAACCAGGGCAAAUACGAGGAGGUUGAACGUUACUAUCAGCGCGCGCUCGAAAUUUAUGAAGCCAAAUUGGGCCCGGACGAUCCAAACGUCGCUAAGACGAAGAACAAUCUGGCGUCCUGUUACCUAAAACAGGGAAAGUACAAAGACGCCGAGGUACUGUACAAACAAGUGCUUACCAGGGCGCACGAGAGGGAAUUUGGCGCCAUUGAUGGCGACAACAAGCCAAUCUGGCAGGUAGCUGAAGAAAGGGAAGAGAACAAGCACAGAAAUAAAGAGAAUACACCGUACGGCGAGUACGGUGGCUGGCACAAAGCCGCAAAAGUAGAUUCUCCCACCGUCACCACCACCUUAAAGAACCUUGGUGCACUCUAUCGAAGACAGGGUAAAUACGAAGCCGCGGAGACGCUCGAAGACUGCGCCAUGCGAUCUCGAAGAGAGCACGUGCAGCAAGCACUGGAAUUGGUGAACAAGGCACGAGUGGCACAGUUGUUGGGUGACGAGAAAGGCUCUACCAGACGCGGCUCACGAUCCAGUUUGGCCAAUAGCGAGCACGAACAGAGUCACGAGGAGGAAUGGAAGUACGCUUUUCGUGCGAAGUAAAGAGAACAUCUGUUGAAGAAAAUUACUCGCCUAUAAUGUCGACGUGCGAAUUAUGAGAGCUGGAAUGAUGGAUUCCGCAACUGAUUGACCAAUGAUGAUGAUGAUGUCCAUUAUGACCGGAUCGUCGUUUACGUACACAGCACACAUUCCAACUGCUUCUCUCUAAUGAAAAACGCAUUGUAUGCGAGCUAGCUCCACAUUGCUGCUAGUCUCUCACGCUCGUAGCUUCAUGCGGACGACUUGGAUGCGGCACGCGAAUUGGUCUACUGUGUUCCGAACUUGUGUUUAUCUGAAUGAAUUUGAAAAAUAUCGAAUAAUCUGCGAAUCAAAAUCCAAAGGGAUCACAAUCGCUUAACUUUGCAUAUAUAUAUAUAUAUGAUUUAAUUGGGUAUCAUUUUUUCACAACGAUCAAGCGUUAUCAACUAAAACCAGAUCUGAUCAAGACCGAGUUGUCACGUGUUUGUGCACAUUUGCGCGUCGCUUGAUGUAAAUGUACUCCCACGCUCUCUGCAUCGAUCGUUUAAGUUAUUAGCGUAAUCGUCAACACUCAUUAUAUUUGCAUGCAAACAUUUUUAACGACGGUUACGUUACAAAUUUCUGAAACAGGAGAUAUCUUUUUUUUCGAUGACAAAAAAAUUUUUUCCAAGUCGUCUUAAAAGAGUGCAUCUUUCAAGAUAUGUAUUUCUUAAAAAUAAGUUUAUCAAAUUUCUUGGGAUCUUUCCCGUGGAAUCCACUGGAUAGCGUAGCGUUUUUUAAAGUUUCCACAAUGCAAAAAUUAUGACCGUAUAAUAUCGUUUUUUAAAUUUCAGAAAUAUGGAUUCUGCAAAUAAGUUCUUCAAUUUGGAACAUAUAGUAGAAAAAGGAUUAAUAUUGGAGCCAAGCAGCGUUAUUAUAGUCAUAACUGUGAGUGCGGAAAUUCUUUAUUUAUUUAUCAGGCAACUAAAAGAUGUGAUACGUUUGAUUAGUCAACGGAUAGAAUCUUGGAGCCAAAGAUUGUAAUACUUUUCUUCAACUUUCGGAAUGCACAAAUAUCGGGAGAUCAUCCUCGAGAUAAAAAUAUUGUUAUAGUUGAAGCAUUUAGGAAACAUAUUGAAUGCGUUUCGAAAGUUAUUGAAAGAAAAAUGUUUCAAUCUUUUUUUCACCGCUUACCUAUAUUUAAGAGUUCUAGAUACCAAGAAAAAGAAAUGGUGUUUUAUUAUUUAUCGUAUCUACUGAAUGGAUAUUAUCACGCGUCUCAUUAUUUUUGAAUCUCGAUCGAUUCGUAAUUGGGAACAGUAAUUGACGCAAUGAUUAUUUUUUCUUGAAAUCUAUUUAGAAUUUUAAAUGAAAAAAGCAUGUUGUUACAUUAUUUAUCAUUCUACUACAAGUAUCGUCUUCGUGAAACUCGGAGGACAUAAUAUACGAAAAACUUAAGCACAGUAAUUAUUAAUCAAUCGCAGUUGAAUAUUCUUCUUAAUCUAAUUUAUUAUAUUUGAGAAUGCCUGAUCGAGAUUGAUCAAAUCGUUUGCUUAUUUAUUGCUUGAGUUUUUUUCUGUCUAUAGUUUUCUAAAUUAUAUUUUACAAUGAAAAUUUAUUCUCAAAAGUUAUAUAUUCUCAGAAAAUUUAAGUUUGAAUAUCUGCUAUGUGAUUAAGGAUUAUAUACGCUAUGCUAUAAUAAUUAAAAUUAUGUUCGGUCGUGGAACUACGAAAUUUGGUUGAAAUUGCGUUUUAAUAUUAAAUUGAUACGUUCGAUUUGCGAGCCUCGCAAUUCAACGCGUGAAGAAUAGAAAAAUGUCAAAUUUAUACUUCGAAAUAUUGAAUUUUUUAGAAAUUGUUAUUUUCUACCUUAUCACUUUCGAUAUUCUGGAUCAUCACUCUCUUUCUAUCUUCUUGAUAUUUUUCAAUAUUCCACAACGUGUCUGAGAACUUUAAAGGCCUAGACUCUUUUUUGAUUUUACCGCAUUUUGUGGAUAUUAAUUGUCAGCAAGUAUCAGGAAAUCUUACAGACUUGGUGGAAUUUUCUAGACCUAUUUAAAAAAAGUAUUUUUCAACUCUUAAUAAUAAUAGAUGAAAAUCAGUUUCUAAAUGUUUAUUUUUAAUAAAAUUUAAAAAAAUUUAAGUCACGUAUGUUCCACGAUAUAUUUAUGAUACUUGCUGAAGAUCGAAUGUUUCUUGCUAGUAAGACUCGCAAUUACUUUUUAACGGAACUAUGAAUUUUCAAUUAAAAUGUCAAAACAUCGAUCCUAAAACAAAUUCAGCUUAGAAAAUAAUUUAAUAGGAAUUUUUGUUUUAUUUAUUUUUUUAGAUUUAUAUAAUUUUAUGAUUAAACAAUG
This is a messenger RNA of Linepithema humile (Argentine ant), 4647 nucleotides long. RefSeq names its product kinesin light chain (gene Klc). Gene Ontology annotation, biological process: microtubule-based movement. Gene Ontology annotation, molecular function: kinesin binding. The record is from RefSeq and is a predicted model, not a curated record. NCBI's taxonomy places the organism in Eukaryota, Metazoa, Arthropoda, Insecta, Hymenoptera, Formicidae. Gene Ontology annotation, cellular component: kinesin complex; cytoplasm.